Molecule: messenger RNA, 1321 nt
Organism: Capsicum annuum
Lineage: Eukaryota; Viridiplantae; Streptophyta; Magnoliopsida; Solanales; Solanaceae
Exons: 4
Coding region: 139-963 (274 amino acids)
Source: RefSeq, a predicted model, not a curated record
CGCUUUUAAUCAAUCACUUUUAAACUUCAAAAAAAAAAAAGAAAAAAAAAAACUAUUCCAAAUUCCAAUUCCAAUUAUAUUAAAAAACAAAUAACUGCUAAAAAAUUAAUUCAACUCAAUUUUUUUUUUCUAACAAUUAUGUCUACGGAUCAUCCCACACCAUUUCCAGGUAAAUUUCAACAUGUGAAAUCAAGAUUCAAUAAAAACAUCUCUAAAGCACCAAAAAUUCAAUCCAAAGAACCAUCCAUUCCCAGGCAAAACAGAGUUUUUGGGACAGUUAAAAGCACGAAUGUUCCAACAAAGACAGUUUCAGGAAAGACAUUGUCAAAAUCAUCAUCUGGGAUUGUCCUAAAACCAUCCAAAUCACCAAAAAAGACACAAUCUUUAACUGAUUCUGCAGAAAAUCCGGCGAACGAAAGCGCCAAGAAAGCCACUAUAGAAGAAAACAGAACAAAACCAAGUAAGAAAAGUGUUUGUUUCCAAGAAAAUAAAGCUGCUGUUGCUGCUGCUGAGCCUAAAACUCCUGCGAAAUCGCCUGUUGUAGCGAAGCCUCGGCUUUCUGGUAGCAUUACACCUUUUCAUAGUGCUGAGAAAUGCAGCAAAUGUAGAUUUGAUAGGUUGGAGACAUCAAGUUAUUGGCUUUCUCAGAUCAAAUUGGCUGAAACUGUUGGAAAACAUACUGUUUCUGCUGCUUUUUUUCGACUGGCUCUUGAAUCCAAAGCUGAGCCCUAUCGAAACAUUCGAUUGGAAUUGAAAAGGUAUAUUCGUCGACACAAGCAUUUAUCGGAGAGCAAAGAAUGGAUAGAAGUUUGUUUUAGCUAUGGAUUAUUGAAGGAUGAAAGCAAUUCUAUAGACAAAAUUGGUAAUAAUAGCAAGAACAAAAGCAUUGAAUUGGAAUGUACCAUUGAAAAAGAAGAAGAAGAAGAAGAAGGAAAUGAAGUUUCAUUUUCAUUAUUGUGUUAAAUAUCUAUGUUGCUCGAUCGGCAGACUCUUCAAAAAUGUCAUGGGGUGUGUGUCGGACCUGACACGGGUGCGGCAACGUUGUUGAAGAGUUCGAGCAACUUAGUUACAUAUUAUGUGCUAUAAGUUUAGUCUUUGUGUUUGUAUAUAUUUGUAUUUAGUAUUGGUUUGUAUUUAGGUUUGAAGUGUUUCAUGAUGUUUUGUGAAAUUUUAGUAAGCUGACUGGGGAAUGUAACUAAGUAGACUAGUAGUAAUAUGUUGUGGUUUGGUGUGGAUUGUUUUUUUUUUCUAAUAUGUAAUCAGACCUCUCUAUAAUACUCGUAACAAUAUUUUACUAUAACAGUCAUGUUUCAGUGGAACC